UAUCCAAAAGCUGAAUUCUUUUUAUCUGCCAAAGCUUCUCUAAGCACCACAUAAGCAUACAGGGGGAGUGACAACACCCCAAUUCGUCGUUUGCGGGGGGUCUGUCAAAAAGGGAGGGAAAAAGAGCUUAUUGACUCGCCCCUGACUCGGAUCGACUCGCUCUCCAACUCGCCCUUCUACACUUGAUCUACCAGUGAUUAGAGGAACAUCACAUUCUCAGAAUGAAGGCACUUAUUCUUGUUGGAGGCUUUGGCACUCGACUGAGGCCAUUGACUCUCAGCGUCCCCAAGCCGCUUGUUGAAUUUGCAAACAAACCUAUGAUUUUGCAUCAGAUUGAGGCACUCAAAGCUGUCGGAGUAACUGAAGUCGUCCUGGCUAUUAACUACCAGCCCGAGGUGAUGCUGAACUUCUUGAAAGAUUUCGAAUCAAAGCUCGGGAUCAAGAUUUCCUGUUCACAAGAGACUGAACCGCUUGGGACUGCAGGGCCUCUUGCUCUGGCGAGGGACAAACUAAUGGAUGAUUCCGGUGAGCCGUUUUUCGUUCUCAACAGUGAUGUUAUCAGUGAAUAUCCUUUCAAGGAGAUGAUUGAGUUUCACAAAGGUCACGGAGGAGAGGCUUCCUUACUGGUUACGAAGGUUGAUGAACCUUCGAAGUACGGUGUUGUUAUCAUGGAAGAAUCCACCGGGCAAGUAGAGAGAUUCGUGGAGAAGCCGAAGACCUUUGUUGGUAAUAAGAUCAAUGCUGGGAUUUAUCUGCUUAACCCUUCGGUGCUAGACCGGAUUGAAUUAAAACCCACCUCGAUUGAGAAAGAGGUGUUCCCGAAGAUUGCAGCGGAGCAAAAGCUCUAUGCCAUGGUCCUUCCGGGCUUCUGGAUGGACAUAGGGCAGCCGAAGGACUACAUCACUGGCUUGAGACUCUACCUGGACUCUCUAAGGAAGAAAUCCUCGACUAAACUGGCUUCUGGACCCCACAUCGUGGGAAAUGUAAUCGUGGACGAGACUGCCAAAGUUGGCGAGGGGUGUUUGAUCGGGCCAGAUGUCGCAAUAGGGCCAGGCUGCACGAUUGAGUCCGGGGUCAGGCUCUCCCGCUGCACUGUCAUGCGCGGAGUGCGCAUCAAGAAGCAUGCUUGCGUUUCGAGCAGCAUCAUCGGGUGGCACUCCACUGUCGGGCAAUGGGCCCGCGUGGAGAACAUGACCAUCCUCGGGGAGGAUGUUCACGUGUGCGACGAGAUUUACAGCAACGGGGGUGUGGUUUUGCCCCACAAAGAGAUCAAAUCCAGCAUCCUGAAGCCGGAGAUAGUGAUGUGAAUUGUGAAUUGUCAAUUCAAUACUAGGGGAGUCAAGUAAGUUAUGUGUCCAUUUGUCUCAGAAUGUGUCUCUGUUCUUUUCAUGUAAUUUCCUUUCCCUGUUUGCUUUCUGGUUUCCCUUGUAAAAGUCCCUUUUUUGUAAGUUGAAUUUGUGUUCAAUUAUACUGUUCUUUAUAGGCUUGCUGUCUGGUUAAAUGUAUGAAACAUAAUCACCACCAAAAAUGGUGCAACCAAUCUACUUUGUGUAUAUAAACAUUACUGCACUAUUGUCCACUGAA
Molecule: messenger RNA, 1584 nt
Organism: Ipomoea triloba (trilobed morning glory)
Lineage: Eukaryota; Viridiplantae; Streptophyta; Magnoliopsida; Solanales; Convolvulaceae
Product: mannose-1-phosphate guanylyltransferase 1
Exons: 5
Coding region: 222-1307 (361 amino acids)
Biological process (GO): cell wall mannoprotein biosynthetic process; GDP-mannose biosynthetic process
Cellular component (GO): cytoplasm
Molecular function (GO): GTP binding; mannose-1-phosphate guanylyltransferase (GTP) activity
Source: RefSeq, a predicted model, not a curated record